Nematostella vectensis (starlet sea anemone) is the source of this 1513-nucleotide messenger RNA. RefSeq names its product ribonucleoside-diphosphate reductase subunit M2 B-like. The record is from RefSeq and is a predicted model, not a curated record. Gene Ontology annotation, biological process: deoxyribonucleotide biosynthetic process. The transcript has 6 exons. Bases 103 to 1257 code for a protein of 384 amino acids. Lineage: Eukaryota; Metazoa; Cnidaria; Anthozoa; Actiniaria; Edwardsiidae. Gene Ontology annotation, cellular component: cytosol. Gene Ontology annotation, molecular function: ribonucleoside-diphosphate reductase activity, thioredoxin disulfide as acceptor.
CCGUUUGGCGUCUUUCGGAUCACAACCUCCAGAAGCUUCUUCGAGUCAUACGUGUUUUCCUCUUCGCUACCGUUUUACCUCGAAAUUUUUAACUCCUUCACCAUGCUCGGCCUAGAUAACUACACAGUGAACGACCUCAACCAAGUCAAUAAUGCCCUGAAGAAAGUCACAAUCGACAACGAAAUAUCCGCCACCAUAACAACGAGUUACAAAGAAAAGAAUACAGUUCAAAUGGUAUCGGACCGAACUCCCCUUAAGAAAAGCCGUGCGAAGUCUCGAUUCAACACCGAGGACGAACCCCUUCUCCGGGAAAACCCUCAUCGAUUUGUGAUCCUUCCUAUUCAAUACCCCGAGAUCUGGCAGAUGUACAAGAAAGCCGAGGCCUCUUUCUGGACUGCAGAGGAAGUAGAUCUCUCCAAAGACUCGCAUGACUUUGCCAAACUCGAUGAUGAUGAGCGUAUGUUUGUGUCGCAUGUAUUGGCAUUCUUUGCGGCCAGCGAUGGCAUCGUCAAUGAAAAUCUUGUAGAGUGCUUCAGUCAAGAAGUACAGAUUCCAGAGGCCAGGUGCUUCUACGGCUUCCAGAUUGCUAUUGAGAACAUCCACUCUGAGAUGUACAGCCUUCUGAUCGAGAGCCUGAUCAAAGACAAGGCAGAAAAAGUCAAUCUGUUCAAUGCUAUUGAGACAAUGCCUUGUGUCAUGAAGAAGGCGCACUGGGCUCUAAACUGGAUCAACCCCCAGAGAGCAUCAUUUGGCGAGAGGAUUAUCGCCUUUGCUGCCGUAGAGGGCAUCUUCUUUUCUGGGUCCUUUGCUGCCAUUUUCUGGCUGAAGAAGAGGGGACUUAUGCCAGGUCUGACAUUCUCGAAUGAGCUUAUCAGCAGAGAUGAAGGUCUCCAUUGCGACUUUGCCUGCUUGAUGUACAAGUACCUAGUUAAUAAGCCUGAUGAGGAGACUGUUAGAGGAAUCAUCAAGGAUGCUGUUGUCAUCGAGCAGGAGUUCCUCACAUCUGCUCUUCCUGUCAAGCUGAUUGGCAUGAACUGUGCCUUGAUGAGACAGUAUAUUGAGUUUGUUGCAGAUAGACUACUGGUUGCUCUCAAUUGCCAAAAGGUCUACAAUGUUGAGAACCCCUUUGACUUCAUGGAGAAUAUCUCUCUAGAGGGAAAGACAAACUUCUUUGAGAAACGUGUUGGGGAGUACCAGAAAAGUGGUGUCAUGAGUGAGAAAGACUCGCAUAAGUUUAGUUUGGAGGAGGAAUUUUAGAAUUGCAUACAAGAAUUGAUCAACUAAAGGAAUAUGAAUAUAUUUUUAUCCAUUUUCACACCCUCUGCAAAUGAAUUACCUAUUUAUUGGAUACCACAGAGGACUUUUGUAAUAAUCUUUUUUCACUUCUUGUAUAUAUAUAUAUUUUUUAAAUCAAUUUUCAGCUGUGCUUUCACGCUCUUCUUAAUGUAAAUAGUUAAAAACUAAUUAUUUAGUUAGUGUUAUAUUAUUUUUAUUAAACAAAUCUUAGCUAUUA